AAAUACAAACUAAAUACUUGAUAAAGAUAACGUAAUCGCAAAGAUGAAUUUUAUUUUAAUCAUGACGUCAUCUUGAUUUUGACGAACAGCGCUGCUGAACGUGUAGUUGCAAGUGAGAACAUAAAUACGUUGUUCCUACGAUAUAAAAUAGAGAUUCCGUUAAACUUUUGAUAUGUUUAAAACUUUGUGUCAACAGUAUCUAAAAUCUUCGUUUUCUAAAUAUAAUUUAAUCAUUAUGAAUUCCUGUUGUAAGGACGUAGCGUUAACGGAGCCAAUCCCUUUCUCGAAAGAUUUUCUUUUUCGUCAAAUGUUCGAUCCCGUGUCCAGUACGUAUACUUAUCUAUUGGCCGACAUCGACGAUAAGACCGCGAUCUUAAUCGACCCGGUCAUCGAAUGGGCAGAACGAGAUAAAACCAUUAUUCAGGAAUUGGGAUUAACGUUAAAAUAUGCUAUAAAUACGCAUAUGCACGCUGAUCAUAUCACCGGAACAGGAAAGUUGAAGAGUUUGUUACCUGGUUGCCAGUCAAUGAUAUCACGUAGCAGCGGCGCUAAGGCUGAUAUACUCUUGAAUCCGGAUGACCAAAUAAGCUUUGGCAAGCAUAAUUUACUGGUGCUGCCUACUCCCGGACACACCGAAGGUUGCGUUACCUACGUAUGCUACGAACAAGGUAUAGCAUUCACAGGCGAUGCUUUGUUGAUACGCGGAUGUGGACGAACAGAUUUCCAGGGUGGCUCCGCGGAAGUCUUGUACAAUUCAGUUCAUUCGAAAAUCUUCACGUUGCCAGCAAAUUUCAGACUGUAUCCUGCCCACGAUUAUUCUGGUAGAACAGUAACCACGGUGGCCGAGGAGAAGGCCUUUAAUCCUAGAUUAUCUAAAUCCCUAAAUGAAUUUGUCGACAUAAUGAACAACCUUAAUCUGGCGUACCCAAAAAUGAUCGACAAAGCUGUACCGGCGAACAAAGUUUGCGGCCUAUACGAAGUUGCCAAGGAACAGAAACCAUGAAGAGACGAACUGGCUGAUAUUUUUACGUUCAUCGAUCGGCUUGUUGUUAAUUCGAUUUGGUCGUUUUGCGUACGAUAAUAGCGCAUAAUAUAGAAGAGUAUCAAUUACACGGUAAAAAUAAAAGUAACAAUCUAAAAGCGAAACGAGGUGGCCCAUCGUUGUUAAUUAACACCCUCGACCUGUUUAAUUUUGAAAUUUGCGCUAGUAUUAAAAUUAAAAUUAAAAUUCCGCGUAAAGAAACGCAACGUCAUUUCCAACCCUUUUGUUCUCGUUAAACGCUAUGGCCACGUCUUCUAAAUAACGUAUGCUAAAUUUUAUACACUAAUUAAAUUUCCACCCGUGCACAGCGCAGGUACCCUGAACUCGACGCAUAAUUAUAAUUCAAAAUAAUUCCAACCGUAUUUAUCGCACCGUACCAACCGAGCGUGUUCUUAUUUCUCGACCGAAUCAGCCAUAGUUCUACCGUAAACGCGUUAUCGUAACGUGCUAUCUUGUACAAAGGAGAUUUUACAUUAGCAUAGGUAAAUACGUUGAAAGAAUUAAUCGGCGUGCGAAAGUGGAUAUCAGCGGCGAUGAAAAGAUAGCGCUGGUUAAAAUUUCGCCGAUUUUACCACGUCCCAUCCACUCAACUACUUUGACGUUUAUAGCCGGGCUGAUUUUCUGAAGCACGCGAAACGAAACGUAAGACGGUAAUAGAGAUGGAGGCUGCUGUAAUCGGGUAGUUUAAACGGGCUGUCUUGUCGAAACUCGGGACGAAGAGACCCCCAUGGUGUGCCGCUGGUUUCUACUGCAUAGCUGAGGGUUGAAAUCGAUACCGUUUCCAGGGUAACCGGUGGGUACGGUGGCCGACACACGGGCAAAGGUAUGGGCCAAGGCUAUCUGCUCGUGCGUUUUCAUGCUCUUCUGAAAAAAAAAAAAAAAGAGGAGGAAGAAACGGACAGAGACGGUUAGCGGGGCGAGGAGAAAGAAAAACAGACGAAGCCACGCGGAAUGUGUAAUUUCUCUGGGUCCGAUGGCUUAGACGGAAAAUAGAGAGAAGUCGAACGCACGGGGUAUGCGGUUGGUUAACAAAAAUGAAAUGUCAAGAGACGUUAAGGCGUACAUACUUACGUGCACGCUUCUCUAAACCGUAAAAACGACAAGAGCCGGGAAGCGAACGGAUGCAACGAAACAGUGUUGGCAAUUCGUCCGGUUUAAAGACUCGUUGAUGUGCAGAUAUAUAUGCCGCUCACGAUAUUUCAUUCUGUACCGUUUGAUUUUGUCUUCGUGUACCUCGUCGUUCCUCUUGGCCUCGCCUUCAUUACGCAUUAUAGACGUAUGAGUAAUAAGUAUUAGAGACGAAUAUAAACGAUGUCGUAGCGUUGUAUAUUACACUUUGUGUAUUAAUAGGGCUAUUACGGGCGCGUAUUAGCGACGAUAUUAUGUAAAUGUACAGUAAAAAGGUAGUAGCCCCUGGAACGUUACAACUCUAUCAUCUUUAACGUUUGGAUGUUCAUCGGCGGAUGCAUAAUUCGAAUCGAAUCGCUUCUUUUUUAGUCGCACCCAUUUCUCAGCAUAAUUAACCACUAUCGUAGCGUACAAUUGCAUUAGAUUGAUUUAUACGUUAUAUCGUACUAGGUUAGCCUGCUAUCGGCUGAUCGUAGGUACGUCAUGACAAUAUUUAUAUCAACAAUAUUUAUAAUGGGCAUGCUAUUUGUGACAAAUGUCGAUUACAUUGCUGCACUAGAUCGUUGCGGGUGGAUUAGCUGCAGAAGGUUCGCGUCAAACUGAAUCAUUGCUUCGUGUUUUAACGCAUUAACUACUACUAACCUGAU
Molecule: messenger RNA, 2817 nt
Organism: Bombus impatiens (common eastern bumble bee)
Lineage: Eukaryota; Metazoa; Arthropoda; Insecta; Hymenoptera; Apidae
Product: persulfide dioxygenase ETHE1, mitochondrial
Exons: 6
Coding region: 173-1003 (276 amino acids)
Biological process (GO): glutathione metabolic process; hydrogen sulfide metabolic process
Molecular function (GO): sulfur dioxygenase activity
Source: RefSeq, a predicted model, not a curated record